Messenger RNA from Cynoglossus semilaevis (tongue sole), 2684 nucleotides. RefSeq names its product Bardet-Biedl syndrome 7 (gene bbs7). Gene Ontology annotation, biological process: intracellular transport; non-motile cilium assembly; intracellular protein localization. The record is from RefSeq and is a predicted model, not a curated record. Gene Ontology annotation, cellular component: neuron projection; axoneme; BBSome. Gene Ontology annotation, molecular function: protein binding. The transcript is spliced from 19 exons. Lineage: Eukaryota; Metazoa; Chordata; Actinopteri; Pleuronectiformes; Cynoglossidae. Bases 437 to 2575 code for a protein of 712 amino acids.
CACCCAAUUGUGUCGUAUGUUGUUUCGAAGUACGCGUCACCGUUGGCAACGGACAACUACAUUUCAUCCUCAUCUCUGAGGCUGCACUGUCCACUGACUAAAACGUUUAAAAUGGCUUUUAAUGAUGUUUUACUAAAAUACUCGGUCUUGGAACAAUCUGAAUACUAAUAUGUCGUAUAUUUUAAAAGUGUUGAUUUAGUUUUCAUCGUUUAAGAAUAAAGCGCUUGACGUAACAACUUCUGUUAGCCCGUUAGCCUAAAGGAUAUCCUUAGCACGGUGAGCUAAUCUCAUUGCUUAUGUUUAAUCCCAGUCUUCUUCUGUUCUACUCACGACAUGUCGGAAUGACACACUCCGACUAAUCUGAAGUAGAAAAAACUAUCGAUUCUUGUGCAUUCUUAAAAAAGGAAGAGAGGUUCACAACAGAGAGAGAGAGAAGAUGGAGCUAAACCUGAAUCGAGUGGAUUAUAUUCAGGUUGGUGUGACUUCUCAGAAAACCAUGAGGCUGCUUCCUGCACAGGGGAGAAAGACAACACAAAAGGUUGCUAUUGCAGAUCACGAUGGAAUACUGACGUGUUUUGGAAUAAAAAAAGGAGAAGCUGUGCCGGUUUUCAAAACACUCCCAGGACAGAAGAUCAUAAGAAUGGACCUUGGAGGAGCUGUUGGAUCUCCACAGGAGAAGAUCUUUGUUUGUUCUGGUUCUCAGGUGCGAGGAUUCACGAAAAAAGGAAAACAAUUCCUCACCUUUGAAGCCAACCUGACUGAGAACAUAAAUGCCAUGCAUGUAUCAGGUGCUGACUUGUUUGUUUGUGCCAGUUACAUCUACAACCACUACUGUGACUGCAAGGAUCAGAACUAUUAUCUCUCUGGAGACAAAAUCAAUGAUAUUACAUGUGUUUCCUCCGAGAAUCUGACUCGUCUCAGUCCAGUCCUGGCGUGCCAAGAUCGUGUUCUUAGAGUCUUACAAGGUUCUGAACUUGCCUAUGACAUUGAAGUCCCUGGUCCUCCAUCUGUCUUAGAAUUGUAUAACAAAACCAGAGGAGAUGAACUCCUCUAUGGUACUACCGAUGGUAAAAUUGGUCUGGUCCAGAUUGGCGAACACUCUGCUUCAAGCAAAUGGGAAAUUGACAAUGACAAAAAGAAAGGAGGAAUUCUUUGCAUUGACACCUAUGACAUCAUUGGAGACGGAGUGAAUGAUGUAUUGGUGGGCAGGGACGAUGGGACAUUAGAGGUUUAUGGUUUCGACAGCUCUAAUGAACCCACAUUACGUUUUGAUCAUGUCUUGUCAGAGAGUGUGACCUCCAUCCAGGGUGGAUGUGUGGGAAAAGAGUCUUAUGAUGAGGUCUUGGCAGCCACUUACACAGGAUGGGUAACUGGUUUGACCACUGAGCCACAAAAGGCUGAAGCUGGUCCUGGAGACGAGGUCAGGAUGAGUAAAGAGACUCAGUCCAAAGUGGAAGCACUCAGGGCAGAGCUGGAACAGCUGCAGGUCAAAGUUCUGCAGGGACGAGAGCAGUACCAACAGACGUCUCAGUCCAGUACUGCCGUGUCUGCCGUGCCUACCUUCAGCAUUAAUGACAAGUUCACGCUCUGCCAAGAUGAUGCCAGUUACUGCCUCACACUGGAGGUGCAGACGGCCAUUGACAAUCUGCUGCUGCAGAGUGAUGUUCCCAUAGACCUUCUGGAUGUGGAUAAAAACUCAGCUGUUGUCAGUUUCAGUGAAUGUGACUCAGAGCCCAAUGGAAACUUCCUGUUGGCCACCUACAGAUGUCAGGCUAACACAACCAGACUGGAGCUUAAGGUAAGAUCUAUUGAAGGCCAAUAUGGGACCCUGCAGGCCUACGUCACCCCCAGACUGCAGCCAAAGACAUGCCAGGUCCGACAAUACCAGAUCAAACCUUUGUCCCUGCACCAGCGCACUCACAGCAUUGACCAAGACAGGCCCAUGAACAGACUAAGUCUUGUGGGUCAGUUCAGUUUUGCAGAGAUCCACUCCUGGGUCGUUUUCUGUUUGCCUGAGGUGCCUGAGAAAACACCAGCAGGAGAGAGCAUCACUUUCUAUUUUCACAACACCUUCCUCGGCACACAGUUGGAAGCUAACUACUGCAAAGGAGAGGGUCACUUCAGGUCAGACAACAUCUCCACAAUCUCCAUACUCAGUGAUGUCCUCUCCAAAGAAGCAACUAAGAGAAAGAUCAACCUUAAUAUUUCUUACGAUAUAAAUGAUGAUUCCGUAAGUCACACUCUCAGAAUGAUCCAUCCGAAGCUGGAGUUCCAGUUGGUGUUGGCCCGAAAGGUUCAGCUCAUCGAUGCUCUCAAAGAGCUUCAGAUCCAUGAGGGAAACUCUGACUUCCUCAUCCCAGAGUAUAGAAACAUCUUGGAUGAGUCUGCCAGCCUUCUGGAGGAGUACAAGAAGCAGCCAGCACACCUUGAGAGGCUCUAUGGAAUGAUCACAGACCUAUUUAUUGACAAAUUCAAGUUUAAAGGCCAGAAUGUGAAAACUAAGGUGUCGUCAUUAUUAGAAAUACUUGACAACUAUGACCUAAAUUCUCUGUUAGAUUUUUUCUGUGAGGCAUAAUAUUAGAUAUUAGAAACAAUAUUUAUGUAGGUGUCAAAAUUCUGACAUGUGCUUUUGCAUUGUAAAUUUUCUGUUUAUCAAUAGAUAUUUUACACAAUAAAAUGUACAA